Messenger RNA from Aspergillus fischeri NRRL 181, 894 nucleotides. RefSeq lists its product as uncharacterized. NCBI's taxonomy places the organism in Eukaryota, Fungi, Ascomycota, Eurotiomycetes, Eurotiales, Aspergillaceae. The record is from RefSeq and is a predicted model, not a curated record. The transcript has 2 exons. Gene Ontology annotation, molecular function: oxidoreductase activity. The coding region runs from base 1 to 894 and encodes 297 amino acids.
AUGGCAUCGGCAGCUGUUCAACUCCCAACUACCCAUGAGCCUCAAGCUCAGAGAGCGCCUCUCCUUCCGACUUCAAACGCACCACAUCAUGUGCAGACCACUCUUAAUUUCCUCAAAGAGAAUGAGGAUGGCUCUCCUCCGGCCCCGACUUACGUCGGUAAGCCAGAGACCUACGACCGGCCUUCGGUGACGCUGCCUGUUACCAUCCACGAUGUCAGCGGCCACGAGCUGGAGUACACUCUGGACAAGAACGGGUUCCAGUUCUACUACCACGAAAGCAAGGAGAAGGACUUUGUCGACAACGAGAAGAUCAAAGCCGAGUACUACCCUGAGGUAGAGCAGCUGCUCAAAGAUGCCACCGGCGCAUCCAAAAUCUUCAUCUUCGACCACACAAUCCGCCGCCAACCGGAAGACGCACGCUCUUUCGCGGCCCAACUCCGCGGUCCCGUCCAGCGCGUCCACAUCGACCAGUCCUACGCUGCAAGCAAAGACCGCGUCUCCUACCACCUCCCCGACGAAGCCCCCGAACUCCUCAAAGGCCGGUACCAGAUCAUCAACGUCUGGCGGCCGAUCCGGACCAUCCUCAAGGACCCGCUAGCCGUCGCAGACGCGCACUCCGUCCCGGACGAUGACCUCGUCCCGACCAAACUCAUCUACCCGAACCGGGUGGGCGAGACGUACACGGUGCGACCGAAUCCAGGCUUCAAGUGGUUCUUCCGGUAUGCGCAGACUCCGGAGCUGGUGACGCUGAUCAAGUGCUUUGAUUCCAAGACGGAUGGGCGGGCGAGAAGAGUGCCUCAUUCUGCAUUUGUGGAUCCGGCGACGGAGGGUGAGGCGCUGAGGGAGAGUAUCGAGGUUCGGGCCUUGGUGUUUCAUCCGGAGGAUCGGGAGUAG